AUGGAUGGGCACCUCGAGCAUCGUCUUACCGUAAAUAUUGGCUCUGAAGCGGCGGAAGCUGAAUCAUUGAUGACACCCAAAGAUGAAGUGGCUGCUUCAAGAGAGCAGACCACGGCACGCGGUAAGAAGGGUGCACCGGCCAGGCGACAGAGGGACUCGCUGCAUAAGAGAGGAUCCGUCUAUGCUUCUCUUGUGGUCCUGGCCUUCACAAUUGGUCUUUUACUAGGCACACAGCUGUCUUUCCAACGGGUCCAACUGGGCAUCCCUGUCCGCCUUCCCCUUCUCAGGGACCGUAAGGAGCAGGAACUCUCGCUGGAAGCGCCUCCGCGUCAUUCAUCUUUGCCAACGAAAGAUGAAGCUGGAUUGGGCACUACCAAAGUGUGCCAUGCACGUCCUCCAUCCAUACCACAGCCAUCGUCUCACGAUGCAUGGGGCUUGCCGCUUCUUAAUCACUUUGAGCAGACGCUGUCUCCGGAGUUGAAGCAAGGCAAAGAGGAAUUUGCUUCUUUGCUGCGCACGUUGGGCUCAUCUAAGGAUGAACCCAACGAGGUCUCACGUGCCAUAGAAAAGAAGGCAGCUGAGGCUCUCUCUGGAGGAGAGGUGGACGAGUUGGUUGGGAUGACUAUUUCUCUACGUGAUGUUAAGCCGAUAAAGCCAGCCGAAGAAGAAGGCGCGCAUGUGCCACGCUCAGUCAAUGUCAAACGGGUCGUGAGUGUGCAGUACCCGAGUAUCGUGAUGGAAGUAGUGGAUACGGAUACUGGGCAUACGCAUGCGAUGAGAAUCCGAGUGUUCUCUGCAGAGGGCAUUCGGAACGCGCAAGAGGAAAAGGAACUUUUGGCAUCAACGCAAAGGUGGGCGGACUCGGAGGAGGUAAUCGCAAGGCAGGCAUCGCACGGCACGCCGGCUCAUUUGGUUGCAACGCAAAAAGGUUUUGCAAUUCCCUUGUAUACGGGAAACGUUGCAAAUGUUCCCGACGUUGUUUUGCAUCGGGGAUUUUAUUUCUUCAGUCGCGUGCAGAUCACGCAAAUAUUGAACGGAGAAUCCAGUUUGGGCUCUCUCGCCAUGGCCGACAUUUCAGUGCGCGCAAAGGAGUACAUUGCCCACCGUUUGCUUCAUAUAGUGCUUAAACUGCAGCAGGCGCUACUCAGCCACAACGAUCUUGACUGGAACAACAUAAUAGCCCGUCCAGAUGGCUCUUUAUUUAUUGGUGGUUUCGAUGCUUGCAUUCCUUUCGGAAAAGCUAUUGGGGUGCACAUAAGGCUUUCUGGGAGGCACGUGGAGCCGACGCUGCGGAUUCAAGAGGGCGUGUAUGGAGGUGAUGCUGUUCCUCAGGCGAACAGCGACCUUUGGUCCCUGGGAAUGCUACUUUACGAGCUGUUCACAGGCGGAGGUGUGCCUUAUACUGAGGAGGAGAGCGACUACGUCGAUUUUGCAGAGUCCAUGGCCAGAUACCUCAUCGACAAGGAAGUGGACCCUGUGGAGCUCGUGUAUGACCUGGAUAAGGCGAAUUGCCCGGUCAGAUGGAAACAGCUUAUCAUGAAGCUUCUUAAUCCCGUCGGAGGCUCAAGAAUAACGGCAUGGGGAGUCCUCAUGGAGUUUCCCGACCUUGUAGGCCACCGCUUGCCAAAGUAG
Eimeria mitis is the source of this 1632-nucleotide messenger RNA. RefSeq lists its product as uncharacterized. The transcript has a single exon. Gene Ontology annotation, biological process: protein phosphorylation. Lineage: Eukaryota; Apicomplexa; Conoidasida; Eucoccidiorida; Eimeriidae. The record is from RefSeq and is a predicted model, not a curated record. Gene Ontology annotation, molecular function: ATP binding; protein kinase activity. The coding region runs from base 1 to 1632 and encodes 543 amino acids.